AUGAAGCCCACCACCCUCCUCGUCACCCUGGCCGCCACCGCCACCGCCCUCCCCAGACUCCACCCACAUAAGCGCGCUAGCCAAAUAAUCCCUGUCGUCGUUGGCGGCCCGCAGGACACCUUCGUGCCGAACAGCAUCACCGCGGCCGUGGGCGACAUUGUGCAAUUCCAGUUCAGCAACGGCAAUCACACGGUAACGCAAUCGACGGUAGACCAGGCCUGCACGCCCAUGGAUGCGGGCGUGCACAGCGGUCACAUUCCGUUCAAGGACGGGCAGGCCGAUGUGGGCACGUUCAAUAUGCCGGUGACGAGCACAGAGCCGAUGUUUCUGUAUUGUGCGACUGGGCCGCAUUGUCAGGAGGGGCAAGUCAUGGUUAUUAAUCCUGUGAACGCGCAACAAGUAGCCGACUACGCCAAGCUAUCCCAAGCAACAGAGAAGAGCACCGAUGGUGGUGCGCCCGUCGGCGGCGCCGCGGGAAAGAUUGCCCUUGACCAGGCUGCUUUCACGCCCGCUCCGCCUCAGGAUGCUGCUGCAGCACCUCCACCUGCUGCUGCAGCACCUCCCGCUGAAGCCCCACCGGCUGCUGGCAACGCAACAGCACCCGCAGAAACAACACCAGCUGAGCCUCCUGUUGUAGCACCUCCGGCAGAAACCUCCGCCGCCGAAGCUGCGCCGGCUGAGAGCGCUGCCCCGCCUGCGGAGACAACGGCUGCUGUCCCACCGGAGCCGACCUCGUUUGUGUUCCUGAGUAAAUAG
Molecule: messenger RNA, 756 nt
Organism: Boeremia exigua
Lineage: Eukaryota; Fungi; Ascomycota; Dothideomycetes; Pleosporales; Didymellaceae
Exons: 2
Coding region: 1-756 (251 amino acids)
Source: RefSeq, a predicted model, not a curated record